CGGGACGAGGGGCGACGAGGAGGGAGCGCCUCAGGAGAAGGGCCCAGCCGUCCCUCGGGGUUCGAUGGCUCGCCUUGGAGAAAAUGGGCCCUUCCUUCGGCGGCCCGGCAGUGCGGGCGCCGCCCGGGAGAGUCCGCGAGCGCUCGGCAGUGGUCCUCCCGCCGCGACUGGCGGCCAGGCUCGUGCCCGUCUGGGCUCGCGCGCCGUGGGCUCGCGCGCCGUGGGCUCUGCUCCCCCCCUCGGGCCGAACGAGAAGAGAGGUGGCCGGGGCCCGGGCGGUUUUUUCCCUCCCUCGGCACGAGGCCCUCUCAGACGUCCGCGAUGGUGACCUCGACCUCGGAGGGCCUCCACGCCGGGCUCGAUGGAGAUGGAGGUGAUCUGCUUCACGACGUCGGAGGGCGAGUGGAGGUCGAUGAGGCGCUUGUGGAUGCGCAUCUCCCAGCGGUCGAACGUGUUGGUGCCCUCGCCGCAGGGCGACUUCCUCACGCACAGGCGCAGGGUGCGCGUGGGGAGGCGCACGGGCCCCGCGACGUGGAGCUCCUUCUCCUUCGCCACCUGCGAUGAGGUCCCUGCACACCUUCUCGAGCGACUUCACGUUGCGGCUCGUCAGCGUGAUGCGGAUGCGGUGCAGCCGCUGUUCCUCCGCCUCGAGGGACUUCACCUUCGUCUCCAUGGGCUGGCCUGGUUGUAGCCGACUGCUACUCCUCAAAGACUGGCUGGAUCGAAAACCGUAGGCCAAAACGGCUU
This is a messenger RNA of Prorocentrum cordatum, 747 nucleotides long. The record is from the annotation of a GenBank genome assembly. Lineage: Eukaryota; Dinophyceae; Prorocentrales; Prorocentraceae.